Physella acuta is the source of this 3337-nucleotide messenger RNA. RefSeq names its product E3 ubiquitin-protein ligase MIB2. NCBI's taxonomy places the organism in Eukaryota, Metazoa, Mollusca, Gastropoda, Physidae. Gene Ontology annotation, molecular function: protein binding; zinc ion binding; ubiquitin-protein transferase activity. Gene Ontology annotation, cellular component: cytoplasm. The record is from RefSeq and is a predicted model, not a curated record. Gene Ontology annotation, biological process: protein ubiquitination.
UCUGCACAAAUAGAGAUUGAUAUUAUUAUUAUAAUAAUAACAGUAAUUUAAGUUUAGACUUAAUCACAUAGAGUAUUUUGGGAUUUUAAAAUGUCUUUUUUUGAAAAGAAUUUUUAAUAAACAAUUAGUUAAUGAAAUUGAAGGAGCCAUAUUUGUUGUUAUAGAGAACUAAUUUAGGUCUGUUAAACUUCACGACAAACUCAGCUCAGCUAGAUCUACUUCACUGAGGAGAGAGCUAAUUUUCUCUCAGGUCUCAAUUUGUGGCAUGUCUGUAGAGCUUGGGGUGAGGGUGGUCAGAGGACCUGACUGGAAAUGGGGAAACCAAGACAAUGGAGAGGGACAUGUUGGAACAGUCGUUGAAAUUGGCAAACCUGGUAGCCAGACCUCACCAGAUAAAACAGUUGUUGUUCAGUGGGAUUCUGGCGCUAGAACAAACUAUAGAGUAGGAUAUCAAGGAGCCUAUGAUCUGCGUGUUUAUGAUAAUGCACCCUGUGGUGUGAAACAUACCAAUAUUAUCUGUGAUAACUGCCGAACACAAGGUGUUCAGGGUAUGAGGUGGAAGUGUACAAAAUGCCAUGACUUUGACUUGUGUAUGCUCUGUUACAUGAAUGAUAAACAUGAUUUACAACAUGCAUUUUUGAGAUUUGACAAUGCUUCAUCAAAAGGCAUCAAGGUUCCAAAACGCUGCAUGAGCCAAAAUCAAAAAGUUCCAGCUUUUGGGAUAUAUUCAGGUGCAAGAGUUGCACGUGGACCAGAUUGGGAUUGGGGAAAUCAAGAUGGUGGGGAAGGUAAGGUUGGAAAAGUAACAGACAUUCGUGGCUGGGACACUGAGUCUGGUCGGAGUGUGGCCCACGUCACAUGGUCAUCAGGCUCCACCAAUGUAUAUCGUAUGGGACACAAAGGCAAGGUUGACCUGAAGUAUACUCAUGCUACAACUGGAGGACAUUAUUACAGAGAUCAUUUACCUGUGCUUGGAGAAUUCGUUGAAACGGAUGGCCCAGGAACACCUAGUCAGUUUAAAGUUGGGGAUAAAGUGCGAUGUGACUUGGAUGUGGAGAUACUCAAGCAGAUGCAGGAAGGUCAUGGAGGCUGGAACCCUAGGAUGGCUGAGUACAUCAACAAAGUGGGGACAGUUCACAGAAUCACGGACAGAGGUGAUGUGAGAGUUCAGUAUGAAGGCUGUGCUAACAGGUGGACCUUCCACACUGAUGCACUUACUAAGGUCCACGUUUUCCACACUGAGGACUUUGUCAAAAUCUCUGACAACCUACAGCAAGUCAAAGAGUGGCAAGCUGGUCAUGGAGAGUGGACAGAUGUCAUGAAAAAUACACUUGGUAAAGUUGGUGUAGUUAAAAAAGUCUACUCUGAUGGAGAUUUGCGUGUGGUGGUGGCUAAUCAGGAGUGGACAUUCAACCCCCUAUGCUGCACCCUGGUGCCUCAUGGUGCUGAAGAUAUGAAUAACACACUGGGCUCUACACAUGACCAGAGGGCAGCUAUGCCUGCCUUCACUUCUAUUCUGGAACAAUUGGCAGAGCUGCGGUCUUCUCAAGGCCAAGAAACAGGCCCAGACAGACUUGUGAGAGAAGCUGCCCAGGGACACAUUGAGGUUGUCAGGGAUAUUCUCUUAAAGUAUCCUGAUAAAGUGGACCAACAGAGCUCUGGUAAAACAGCACUACAGGUAGCAAGUCAUCAAGGACACAAAGAUAUUGUAGCCCUGCUACUGUCAUCCAGGGCAAGUCUGGAGGCAAAGGAUGAAGAUGGGGACACUGCUUUGCACUAUUCAGCUUUUGGCAACCAACCUGAGGUUAUGCAACAGUUAUUGUCUAAAGGAGCUGUUGUUGAUUCCCUGAACAAUGGUGGCUGUAGCACUCUCCAUGUAGCUGUCAACAAACAACAUCAGGAGUGUGUUAGGGCAUUGUUGAGUUGGAGGUGUAAUGUUAACAUACAGGAUGCUUAUGGGGACACAGCUUUACACGAUGCUAUUGGUAAAGAGAAUCACAAUAUAAUUGAACAGCUGGUCUCCUAUCAAAACAUUGACUUUACAUUGAAAAACAAGAGAGGGUUUAAUGUACUGCAUCAUGCAGCCUUGAAAGGAAAUGUUUUCGCAACAGAAAAAAUUCUUCAAAGAUGCCCCCAGAUUGUAGAUAUUAAAAAAGAUGAUGGCUUCUCAUCCCUCCAUCUGGCUGCAUUAAAUGGACAUAGAGAUGUUGCAACUACUCUUCUACAGUUUGGUGCUGAUAUUGAGAUUCGUAACAACCGGCAACAAACUCCUCUCCUAUUGGCUGUGUCACAAGGUCACAUGUCAAUCAUUGAACUGCUUGUGACCAAAGGUGCUGAUACCAAUGUAUCUGAUGAAGAUGGUGAUACCUGUCUACACUUGGCCUUGAUGAGACAAACAGUUGCCACAGAGAAGGACAGUUCACCAGCUUUAACAUCUAUCCGUAGCCAUCUAGGAAUGGGGGAUAAAGAAGAGCAGACAGGUGCAGCCAUCGCCUGCUACUUAGCCCAGCAAGGUGCAAAUCUGCAAAAGAAAAAUCAUCAAGGAAAAACACCAUUGGAGAUCAUUGCUGAUCCUAAAAUAGAAGAUGUGAUCAAGCAGUUUGCAACAGCCUUCACCAUCAAACAGAAUAACAGCAAGCAGGUGAAGAGGGAGUGUGAGGUGUGUUGUAACAUCACUGCCCUGGUCACCUUUGUCCCCUGUGGCCACAAUGUGGCUUGUAUUGACUGCUGCGUCAAGAUGAAGAAAUGCAUUGAGUGUAAGGAGAUUAUUGAUCAGAAGAGAACACAAGAUGGCCAAGUUGUCAACCCCUCAGAGUUUGCUUCUCCUUCUGAAGAAGCUUUGCUGAAGAAGAGGCUGCAGGAGCUGGAAGACACAAUCAACUGCCCCAUCUGCAUGGAACGCCAGCGAAACCGCGUGUUCCAGUGUGGUCAUGCCACAUGUGGCACUUGUGCCGAGUCUUUAAAAAUUUGCCCUAUUUGUAGGAAACAGAUUAAGCAGAAGAUUAAUUUAUUUUAAAACUUCAAAUUGCUAGUGAGAUAGCUAUUUAGUUUGAUGAAAAUUCUUCAUUGAUUGAUGCUUGUUUAAAAAUCUAGUAAAGCCUGUUUAAACCUGAGACAAAAUUACUCAUUCCAUGCUGUUAUCUUUUACCAAAGAUACCUGUCUGGAAAAGCCAGUUCAAAUUUUCUCUGUGGUAGAGUUUCCAUGCCGAGGUGAAACAGACCAAUCAACAGCUUCACCUCUGAACUAAAGUUCAAGGUUUCUUAUUUGCACUAUCUGAGACUAAACCAUGCAGUGCUGUAGUUGGCUUAGUAUUGUAUCAUAUCCAUAAAUUCAGAC